Balaenoptera acutorostrata (minke whale) is the source of this 3186-nucleotide messenger RNA. RefSeq names its product spindle and centriole associated protein 1 (gene SPICE1). The record is from RefSeq and is a predicted model, not a curated record. The transcript is spliced from 19 exons. Gene Ontology annotation, biological process: metaphase chromosome alignment; regulation of centriole replication; mitotic spindle assembly. Bases 326 to 3022 code for a protein of 898 amino acids. Gene Ontology annotation, cellular component: spindle; centriole; centrosome. Lineage: Eukaryota; Metazoa; Chordata; Mammalia; Artiodactyla; Balaenopteridae.
CUUAUGCGCAGAGCUAGAAAUUGGGGUGCCCUAAUGUAGUUUUCAAGGAAUUUCCGGUCUCUUGGGAGAGAGACAAACUACCCGGGGUACUUGGGAACAGGGAGGGUCAUUUAAGUCGAUUUGAAGGUUAGGAAAGGGUUUAUCAGGAAGGCCCGCCUGAAUGAGUUUUGAAGAGUGAGUGGGAGUUAACCCCGUGGAAAAGGGAGUGAAAGUGUGACGGAUGUUCCAAGCAGAGCGUAAGGAACGGCUGGAACUAUAUGUGAAGGCGAGAGCUUUGUUUUAGGAUGUGUGGGAGAUGUGAGAGGAGAAAUGACUGCAAAGAAAGAUGUCAUUUGUCAGAGUGAACCGUUACGGUCCCCAUGGAGGAGGAAGGAAAGCACUGAAAGUAAAGAAGAAGAAAAUGUCAGUAAAGCAAGAAUGGGAUAACACUGUAACUGAUCUAACCGUUCAUCGGGCAACUCCUGAAGAUCUGAUCCGUCGUCAUGAAAUACACAAAUCGAAGAAUAGAGCAUUAGUACACUGGGAGCUCCAAGAAAAAGCUUUGAAGAGAAAAUGGAAGAAGCAGAAACCGGAACUUUCUAAUCUUGAGAAAAGGAGAUUGUCUCUCAUGAAGGAGAUUCUUUCUGAUCAAUACCAGAUGCAAGAUGUAUUGGAAAAAUCUGAUCAUUUGAUGGCUACAGCAAAAGAUCUGUUUGUUGAUUUUCCUCGUAGGCGCACAGGGUUUCCAAAUGUAACAAUGGCUCCUGAUUCCUCUCAAGGUCCCAUUGUGGUAAAUCAAGACCCUGUCACCCAGGCCAUCCUUAGUGAAUCUGUUAUUGAGCCUCAGGCUCUUAAUGAAGUAGAUGAUGACCAACGAGAAGGAACUGUUAACAGCCAGUCAGAAGAAAGUGAGAAUGAGUUGGAUAACUCUCUAAGCUCUCAGUCAAACACAAAUGCGGACACCAGGGUAUUCAGCACAGUAAACCAUAUAGUAGCCUUGGAGGAGUCUGUUUCCCAUGCAGAAGGCAAAGCCUCUGAAAAGGAAUACAACUGGAAAAGGCCUCCCUCUAGUGAGCAGUUUCUCCACCAAAUAAAGGAAGAUAAUUCCGAGUUAAUUAAUAAGCUACGGACUGAUAUUCAGCAGAAAGUAGCAACACAAUCACAAAUAACAACCUCUUCAGGAACUCCAUCAUCUCCUUCUCCAUCAGGAGAACAAAAAGCUGCUCUGAAUGCUACCAAUGCUGUUAAGAGAAUCCAUACGAGGCUUCAACUGGAAGAAUCUACUGAGACUCUAGACUCAAGCUCUGUAGUGAGACAAGUGCUGAACUCAAGGAAGCAAAAACAGCUGCUAAAUAAAGUGAAAAGAAAACCAGAUUUGCGUGCUCCUUCCAAACAGAAGAAUAACGUGUUAUCAGCCAGCACAGCCUCCACACACUUACCGAAUAGCAGUAACCCCAGCCUAGAUGUCCUCAAGCACAUGAUACACGAAGUGGAGCAUGAGAUGGAAGAAUAUGAGCGGUGGACAGGACGCGAGGUCCGGGGGCUCCAGAACAGUCAGGGUCUCACCGGCUUCACCCUGUCGCUCGUGAGCUCCCUCUGUCGCCUGGUUCGCUACCUUAAAGAGAGUGAGCUCCAACUGCGUAAAGAAGUAGAGACAAGGCAGCAACUGGAACAAGCAUUAGGCGAACAUCGAGAGCUGAUUGAUGCUCUGACAGCUGAAAUUCUUCUCCUUAGAGAAGAAAAUACUGCUACCCAGGCAAGACUUCAGCAGUACAUGAUCACAACAGAUGAGCAGCUUAUAUCGCUCACACAUGCCAUUAAGAACUGUCCUGUGAUAAAUAACAAAGAAUGUCAGGCAUUAGAAAGGGGAGCCACAAGUAGAAAUAUGGACAGUCCAGAGGGUCCAGCUGUAAAUGCUAAUGUCUCCGUGCCAUUGAUGUUCAGAGGGGAAGAUGUGGUUGAAUUCCCACAGGAAGAUUUGCCUGUUAAACUGUCUCAGGUGCCAAACCCUCCAGAAAGCGGGAGUCUGGCCAGCAGUUUUCCAGGGCAUGUAUGUGAGCCAGCAGUAUUGUUAACACCGCCCAGGCAGAAAAGCAACUCAGAAUUCUCUCCUUUGCAGGAUGUAUUGAGGAGGACUGUUCAAACUCGUCCUGCUCCACGAAUUCCUCCAACUGUGGAAAUAAUUGAGAAGGAACAAAAUUGGGAAAAGAAGACCGUACCUACUGGCACAGACAUUCAGAAUUCAAGUGAAGAGAGUCAUCUCUUUACUCAGAGGUGGAGGGCCUCUCACAUGGGAGAAGAUUUGCAGAACAAAACCCAGGCUCCUUUUGUUAACCUCUCACAGCCCCUCUGCAAUUCCCGUUCAAGCACUCAGCAAUCAAGAAACCCCGCACUCUCAGAAGAACCCCCAGUAUUGGGAGAUGGGCAACAGCUUAGAACAAAUGAGACAUUAAUACAAAGAAAGGACAUCAUAGCACGAAUUGCUGAGUUGACACUGCAGAAUUCAGCUAUCAAGGCACAUCUGAAUAAUAUUAUUGGGCCAGGGGGAGAGCAAGGGGCUGGACUUUGGGAGUUUAACAAACAGGAAAUGAGUCAUGCCAGCAACAUGACCUCUACUUUUCCAGCAGUACAACCUCUAACACCAAGUAGCAUGGAGGAGCGGAUUACAGAAUUGAAUCGACAGAGUAUGGAGGCUCGUGGGAAACUCUUGCAAUUAAUAGAGCAGCAGAAACUUGUUGGUUUGAAUCCUUCCUCUCCACCAGUAUCACCUAUUCGGUCACCUCUCGGAGCAUGGACUGAAGGAGGAAAGAGGAUGAUUGAGGUAUCUAUUCCAGUAGCGGAAGCCCCAGAAAGCUCAAAAUGCAGUACUGUCUCUCCUACCAGUGGGCUAAAUUCAAGAAGAUCUCCAGGGGCUACUAGUAAUUCUUGUUCUCCAUUAAAUGCCACCUCGGGAAGUGGGCACUUGACACCUCUUAAUCCAAGAGCAAAGAUUGAGAAACAAAAUGAAGAAGGCUGGUUUGCUCUUGCUACCCACGUGUCAUAAGUGAGGUCGAGUUGUAGAGUUUGUUCUCAGUAAUAUAUUCUUGAGCUUCCACUCCCCUUUCCCUGCUCCUGCUUUCAAGUUUUUAUGUUCUUCUUUCAGAUAAAACUUACAAAGAUCUCGUGACUUAGUACUAAUGGAACAAAGAAAUAAAGCAAUUAUUUUAA